Molecule: messenger RNA, 2492 nt
Organism: Hippocampus comes (tiger tail seahorse)
Lineage: Eukaryota; Metazoa; Chordata; Actinopteri; Syngnathiformes; Syngnathidae
Gene: sepsecs
Product: Sep (O-phosphoserine) tRNA:Sec (selenocysteine) tRNA synthase
Exons: 12
Coding region: 456-1898 (480 amino acids)
Biological process (GO): selenocysteine incorporation; conversion of seryl-tRNAsec to selenocys-tRNAsec
Molecular function (GO): tRNA binding; O-phosphoseryl-tRNA(Sec) selenium transferase activity
Source: RefSeq, a predicted model, not a curated record
AAUGGAUCCAGGAAGGAAGGCAAGAUGUUGGCAUAGCUGUUGUGUUUGAAAACCUGCUAUGCCAACAACUUGCCGUCUUUCCCGUCCAGAAUCACCAAAGCAGCCUGACAGGACGAAGAGCGAUUUUAUCAUCAAUGUAUUUUCUGAUGCUCUUUUGAAAAUUCAAAUGUGUAUACAGUAUCGUAUAAAUAAAAGAAUUUGGAUUCAAAUGCGUGAAUUGGCUUUACGCAGCGCAUAUCCUAUGCACACACACACAAGUGAUCAAAUAAAAAAAAUGUGUUAUUAAUGAGUUGAACUGUUGUAUUUAUACAAUUCAAAUCAAUCUGGAUAUAAAAUGUCGAUUGAUGUCAAGUUGUGUGCUGGCCCUUUAAGAAAUUGGAAACGCUGGUCACAUGAUUCUUGUCACAUGACAAGCCACUUCCGCGUUUGCUACGGCGACUGGACCGUAUAGAGCGAUGAACAGUGAAAACUUCACGCUGAGCGAGAAGAUUGUGUCGGCGUCGUACAUCCGACAGGCGAGUGAAGCUCGCCGCGGCCACGAGCAGCUCAUCAGGCAUCUGCUGGAGCAGAGAAAGUGUCCAGAGGAAGGAUGGAGCGAGGCCACUAUCGAGCUCUUCUUGAACGAGCUGGCCGUCAUGGACAGCAACAACUUUCUAGGCAAUUGCGGCGUGGGUGAACGGGAAGGCCGUGUGGUAUCCAACAUGGUGGCAAGACGACAUUACAGGUUGAUCCACGGCAUUGGCCGCUCAGGUGACAUCGCGGCCAUUCAGCCAAAAGCUGCCGGGUCCAGUCUGCUGAAUAAACUGACCAACUCGCUCGUGCUGGACAUUCUAAAGAUGGCAGGCGUGAGGAGCGUGAAGAGCUGCUUCGUGGUGCCCAUGGCGACCGGCAUGGGCCUGACUCUGUGCUUCCUGACUCUGCGCCAACGGCGGCCGAAGGCCCGCUACAUCAUUUUGCCACGCAUCGACCAGAAGUCCUGCUUCAAGGCCAUGAUCACAGCAGGCUUCGUGCCCGUCGUGGUGGAGAACGUGCUGGAGGGCGACGAGUUGCGGACCGACGUGGAUGCCGUGGAGCGCAAAAUCUGCGAGCUGGGAGCCGAGAGCGUCCUGUGCGUCCAUUCCACGACGUCAUGCUUUGCGCCACGAGUGCCUGACAGGCUGGAGGAGUUGGCCACCCUGUGUGCAAAAUAUGACAUCCCCCACAUAGUCAACAAUGCAUACGGAGUGCAGUCAUCCAAGUGCAUGCACCUCAUCCAGCAGGGGGGCCGUGUCGGACGAAUCGACGCCUUUGUCCAAAGCUUGGAUAAGAACUUCAUGCUUCCAGUUGGGGGCGCCGUAAUCGCCGGUUUUGAGGAAGCCUUCGUGCAGGAGAUUAGCAAGACUUACCCAGGCCGAGCAUCUGCGUCGCCAUCCCUCGACCUCCUCAUCACGCUUCUCACGCUAGGAGCCAGCGGCUAUAAGAAACUCCUGUCCGAAAGGAAGGAGAUUUACGUACUCCUGGCCGAAGAAUUGAAAAAGUUGGCGUCGGCGCACGGCGAGCGAUUGCUUCACACCCCCCAUAACCCCAUUUCGCUUGCCAUGUCGCUGGACGGGCUGCGGGCCGACUGCGACCAGGCGCCGACUCAGCUGGGCGCCAUGCUGUUCACUCGCCAAGUUUCAGGAGCCAGGGUGGUCGCGCUGGGCAAAGAGCAGAGCAUCGGCGGGCACACCUUUCGAGGGUUCAUGUCGCACUCCGAGUCCUACCCGUGCCCGUACAUCAACGCGGCGGCCGCCGUGGGCAUCACCCGCGACGACGUGGCGCUCUGCGUCAAAAGGCUGGACAAGUGCCUGAAGACGCUGCGCAAGGAGGCAAAGCCGCUUCAAAGUAGUUCUCCACUGCCGUCCCCAAAUUCAAGUUAAAUCCAAAUAUCCACAAAUUUAGCUUCUAUUUGUAUUUUUAUGCGAUAAAAUUAUGGUAAAAAGGAUGGCGUAAGACCUUCAUCCUUAUAGAUUAAAUUACCUGUAAAGUGAACAUAAAUCUCUUGUACAUUUGACAGACUGCAUAGAAAGAGUGUUGUAUGUAAUUAUUAUUUUUUUAAUUGUCAAGUAUAUAUUGUAAAAUUAAUCAUGUCUAAUGUGUUUGGGGGAAAAUCACUGAAUUCACUUUACAGUGUCUUUAAAAAACAAUUACAUCAUUCCUAUUCGAUCUCUUGGUCAUGAUGAUUGUGGUACCAUAAUAAUAUUUGUCCAAGAAUAGAUCCUUGUGGAACUCCAUGGCGAACAUGCUUUGUUUUCAGAACCCUCACAUGGACAAAUCAGGGAUGUUUUACCAUUUUGGGACAGGAAUGGGGGGUGGGGGUGAACCUUUUCAUACCCAAACUUGGGUUGGAAUUGGCAUCAGAUUCAACCUAUUACAAGUUUACAACUGUUUAUUUUGUUCAGAAAUGCAAGUAUGCAUUUUCUUUUUUUUCUUUUUUUUUUUACUGUCAUUAAAAGCCACUCGUUAAAAGUGCU